AUGACCACGGUGUUUAAAGAAUACAAAUAUACAGACACAAUAACAGCACCGACUAUGUAUCAUCAUUCAAUGGGUUUGGAAGGAGAUCAAAAUGCUGUCAUGUCUGAGAUGAUCAUGACGGAUCCACAGGAUAUCAAUGUUAAUGCCGAUGAUAACGGGUUUGCCUCUCCUAUCAAACCAGCUCCAUUUUAUACUACUCCAACGGAUGCCAUGUACUAUACCAAUAACUUCAAAGAUUAUGCGGGCUAUAUCAUCAACCCAUCUAUGUACCAACCGUAUACCCUACCAGCAACGACAGCAGCAUGUUCCACAGGCGAAACGUCUUUCAAUCAAAUGAUGGACCCAUCAAUGCUCGGCCAGAACACUAGCAGUGCACCGUUCUACAGUUCGACAUUCAACUACCCGACCUACGACUACUCGUCACCGUUGAUACCGAGGGUUCCCGGAUCGGCACCGGGGACUGGAGCUGGGGCAGCAUGUUCGACGAGUACUUCGUCGACGAGCUCGAACGGAUCAGCACAAUCGACGACAGCAACACGGACCGAAGGACGAGAAUGCGUGAACUGUGGAGUUCAAGCCACCCCGCUAUGGAGGCGAGACGGGACCGGUCACUACCUCUGCAAUGCUUGUGGUCUUUACCAUAAGAUGAACGGACAAAAUAGGCCGUUAGUGAAGCCGAAGAAGCGGCAGAGCGCUCAAAAACGAACAGGUGUCGCAUGUGUGAACUGCAAGACGAACACAACGACAUUAUGGAGGAGAAAUGGAGGUGGUGAACCGGUCUGUAAUGCCUGUGGACUCUAUUACAAGCUGCAUCAGGUAGAAAGACCACUUACAAUGAAGAAGGACGGUAUACAGACGAGGAAUCGGAAGAUGUCGACGAAGGGGAAGAAGCCAAAGGCUGAAGACGCGUCAGCAUGGGGCAACAUGAAGCCAGCACCGAUGUAUGAUAUGAAAUUAAUGCCUACACCGUACUUCCCUGGACAGCCCACCUAUCCAACGGGACUAUUCUUCCAGCAAUAGUUACAGCUUCCCGAAAGGAGCAGCUGUCCCUAUUCACUUCUCGCCCGAGUUUCUCCCCGUGCCUACUAUUACUAUCACUUUUGCCUAUAAUUUUGUACCAAUUUUCCGAUACUCGUCUAGAGUUGUGAUUUGCUCGAAGUCCACACAUAGAGAUAUACAAGCAUAUCCUUCCUUGCCCAUAGACGGCUGUCCAGUAGGAGAAUUUCCAGUUCCAAAUACGCAAUUGCACACAUGUUUCCUCAAUGUGCAGUUGUGCUAU
Cylicocyclus nassatus is the source of this 1279-nucleotide messenger RNA. NCBI's taxonomy places the organism in Eukaryota, Metazoa, Nematoda, Chromadorea, Rhabditida, Strongylidae. The record is from the annotation of a GenBank genome assembly.